This is a messenger RNA of Rana temporaria (common frog), 3649 nucleotides long. RefSeq names its product TELO2 interacting protein 1 (gene TTI1). Gene Ontology annotation, biological process: chromatin remodeling. The coding region runs from base 197 to 3304 and encodes 1035 amino acids. Gene Ontology annotation, cellular component: cytoplasm. Lineage: Eukaryota; Metazoa; Chordata; Amphibia; Anura; Ranidae. The record is from RefSeq and is a predicted model, not a curated record. The transcript is spliced from 8 exons.
UGUGUCAUGUGUCAGGGAAGGGGACUGAGGGGGAGCACAUUUGUUUGUGAUAAUGGUGGAGGAAAUAUUGGUGUGUUCUAUAUAUUUGUGUGCCUGCGUUCACGUCACAGGGUAGACUGGAGCACAUAGUGUCCUGGCACUUGUAGAGUCAUUCCAGGUAACGUUCAUCUUAAUUUGACAUGUCCAGAGGACACCUAUGAAAAUGGAAACCAUGGCGUUAAAGACUGGUGCCCAUAGUGCCUUUGAAAGUCUCCGUGCAUUUUGUGUCCAGUUGACGAUUGAACAGACGGUGCAAAAUGUUGAGAACCUCCGUAAACAGAUAUCGUGUACCGACGUGCCAGCCCUUCAAGAUCUUUUGGAUUAUGUCCUGUUCCCUUUGAGAUUUUCUCUUAAGACACCUGGGCCAAAAAAGCCCGGCUUGGUGCAAGUUGUUCUGGAAUGCAUUUCAUAUGUUCUAUCUCUAACUCAUGUAAAAACUGCAGUAUCCCUAAAGGAGAUGUUCGAUGAAGUCUGCAGCUGCCUUCCACCAGAUCUUAAUCAGCCAGUGCCCGAGGAGCUGAAGCUGGCAGUAGUAUUAGCUAUGCAGUCUCUUCUUCGAUCCUCAGGGGAGAAUGUCUUACCUGUGCUCUAUAAACCAUCAGUGCUCCCUGAGAUGGGCUUUGCCAUCACACUCCUCCUCAGACUUGCAGAGUUGGAGAAAUCACGUGAGAUUCGGCUGGAAGCUUUGAACUGUUUGGAGAGGCUGCUGUUUCCGGAGGUCAAGCUGAACCAUUCUUUGGGUGACCUCUUUGCUUCUUUUCUUCCCGGAGUCUGUACCGUCUUGACCAGGGUCAUCUGUGGAGAUCCUAAGCAAGGAUACAGGUUAACAACUACUGCAGUUAAGCUAUGGGCUGGAACUGUACGCUUGGUGAUGUCUGAUGAAAGUCUGGCAGAGGUUCCAGAAAAGAAACCCCAUUACCCGGGGCUGUCGGUUCGCGUGGCGGAACUUUUAAUCCACAGGGAAAAAUCUUGGGUGAAAAACUCUGCUAGUCGCUUGCUGAUUCAUCUGGCAAAGAUAGCAGAACGUUGCACUGCUGAUCCACAUUGGAAAGUAAGAAUGGCACUGGUGGACCUAGCUCAUGUCUUGAUUAGAUCUUGCUGGAAUUCAUUAGGAGAUGCUGCAGGAAGCCUUUUACGAAUAUUGGUUGGGCACAUGAAUGACGACAGGCCUGAAAUCAAGGAAAAGUCAAAUAAGGCUCUACUGGAAGUUGGAAAAGAUGGGCCAGCUUCAAAGACACUUGGGGAAGUGUUGUCAGAAAGCCUUCAUUCAUUGGCUGUGACACUUCCAAGGCUCCUGAGCUGUCAAGAUGACCAAGGCAAGCUCCAUACUCUAGCGCUUCUUCUUGGAUAUCUUCAGCUCCUUGGCCCAAGGCUUACAUUCACUCUUCACUCUUCUGCCCAUCUUCAGCGGCUAUCUUCUGCUCUCCUGCAGACAUUAGAGUUGGAUUUGUGCUCAGUCAAGGUGGUGGAGGAAAGACUUCCCUCUUCUGUUGCCAAUCUUACGCAAGAGAACAUAGAACACACUGGACCUCAACAGAAGAAUUUCCGCUUCUUCAGGGACCCACGUAUUCUCUCCUUCCUUCAACAUGUUUGCAGGCUUUUAGGAUACUAUGGAGACUUUUACUUGCUUACAGACCACUUUUUGGGGUUAUACCGUGCCCAGAGGCUCCCUGCUCUAAUUGUACUGAACCAGCUGGUGUUAGGGGCAGCUGGUAUUGACGUUGAAAAGCUCCAUGGUGACAAUAAGAUCCUAGAAGCUGCUGAAGUUUUGGAUGCAGUGCGCCCAAUUUUGGAAGAGUACACUGAUCCAGCCAAUUGGCAUCUAUACACUUGCCAGAGUACUCAGGAAGUGGUAGAUCAAAUGGCCUUGCUUUGUGUUGGCCAGAAGCCUAAUUCAGCAAUAAACGACUUAAGUGCCAAUGCCUGGAAGCUGUGCCUCCAGCUGGAGGGAAUUUCUUGCAUUGCUCAGGCCCUUGGUACUAAUUUUCGCCAACUCCUUAUUUGUGCUCUGUACCCCCUACUAGAGAAAGCCGGUGAUCCUAACCUAUUAGUUAGUGGAACUGCAUUAGUGACUUUGGCAGAAGUCAGCCAAGCCUGUGGCUACAAAGAUAUCAAGCAGCUUGUUGAGCUCAAUGCAGAUUACUUGGCAAGUGAGGUUUCUGUUGGCCUGCGUCGCCUUCAUAGACAUCAUGGCAGUGCUGCACGAGUAUUACAUGCUAUGUUAGAUAAUUGUAGUCCAAGUCUUCUUCCAUUGCUUCAUGAACUUGUCCAAGACCUGCUGCCAGCACUGGACCAUUCACAGAAUGAUGGAGCUAAACUGCUUUUCCCGGUGUUGAAUUCUCUGGUCACAAGAUUAGGGAAGUGGUUCCCUCCACCAGAGAGUACUGAAGAGCCACCAUUGUCCAAUGAGUCUCCGGUGCAUUGUGGGAACAUGGCUGAGGACAUUAAGGAGUUUCUACAGUGUCAUAUACAGCAAUAUCGGCUAGCAAGAGGCGAGCUGGAAGAAGAACAAGAAGACAUUGCAGAUGUUUUAUCUCCACUAGAUGAUGCCAAAGAGGAGGAGAAGCCACCAUUGGCCACCCAUGUUAAGAUUUCCAAAGAGGUGGCAGAAAAAUGUACCCACUUCUUGUCGCACAGUGAUCCACAGAUCCGAGUACAGGCCCUGGACACUUUUCGGCUAUCGUUACUACUCAUACAUUCUCAGGAAGACGUUCUUCUGCCUCUUGCACAUAAAAUCUGGCCAUGUCUAGUGAAAAGACUGUUACAGGACGAGCCGCUGGUCCUUUUGCGAGCUUUUCAGGUGUUGGUGUCUCUUUCUUCCUCAUGUAAAGACUUCCUGCGGCAGCGUGUGUGCAAGGAUGCCCUUCCUGCCUUUUUGAUGUCCCUACGCUCUCAGGCACUUGUUAGCUGUCACGCUGGGCCUGUAUACAGCCACACACUGGGCUUUAAACUGCAGGCAGCUGUGUUGGAAGGAUUGGGGACCCUUUGUGUGGAUUUGGCUUUGGGAGACAGCGAUCUGCUGGAGGUGAUUGAUUCUUGCAUGUUGUACCUGAGCGCCCGACAGCCCAAAAAACUUCAGGAGGCUGCAAUCCGGACGUUUCUCUCUCUUUCACAGCUAGAUCCAGAUAUUGUUUGGUUGUAUCUGUGUGAAUGGCAAAGCCCUCCAGAAACGCCUCACCCCUCCCUGGUACCUCUUCCUUGGAAAGGCAAACCUCAAGAUGAGUACACGCCGAACGUUCAUCUCCUACUGCAAAAGCUGCAGUGACAUUAAUCGCUAACGAGAACCAACUGCCCACACUUCAUGUAAAUCACCUGCAGGCAGGUGAUCUGGAUUCUGCAGAAAGCAUGGUGACCUACAAUCUCCUUUCUAUAGGAAAGAUAAAUGAUGAAACUCUACAGUGACUUAAUCAGAAAAUCCUCAACCGCAACACUGGCUACUCUAUUAGCAGAAAUAAUUUGUAAUAUGAACAGGAAUAGACAGUGUCCUCUAUGGAUCGCUGGAUACCCUUCAGAAUGUGACACAAAAUAAGGAACCCAACAAAAUUUAUAGCUCAGUCCUAAAUUGUAUAAUCCAUUAAAUUAGCAAAUGUCAAUAACUGUUCAAAAUCAA